AUGCCUGAGGUUAGCAGCAGGUUCGCAGGCAGGAUACUGUCGUGGUCGUGGUGUAUUAUUGACAAACGACGCGACGACGAAAACACCGGCUCGGCGGGAGAAAAGCUUCCGCGCUCGGUUAAACUUCUUCCCGUCCUCAGCAAUAUCUUGAGUUGGGAGCACAUUAGAUUGAUUGGAUUGCCCGGAUACGAUGUCCGGGAAGGCGCUGGGGGCGUGCCAGUAGUGCCAAAAUAUAUCGGGUACCUGCUGCGUUACGAAAAUGAUUUUCGUCUCCGUCAGUGUUUUCUUCGAUUUAGGAUCACAGUAUCUGAAACUGGCAUCUUCAAAGUCCAAGCUGAAGAAUCCUUCUCGAUCUUGAAGACCUGCAAGUCCCAUGCCCUCGGUGCCGCUGCCGACGCUCUAUGCUGGCAAGGUAGUAGUAUCCUUGAAGACGGUCAGUUUAUUGGCAGUGCACGAUUUGGGCUGCAUUGCAAGUGCCCGGUCUGGAUAGCUGUAUUCGACUUCAUCCGCGACAAAAAGUCUUCAGCUCCCUAUAACGCAUUGAAUAGGUGGAUAUUGAGAUCACUACAGUCCUUCGGAUUAUGCAACUGGCUUUCCAUUUCCUUAUCACAACAUUGCACUUCUGAAAGCAAGUCCAAGGAAUGCAUAUAUCUGCUCUUACGAUGGCGUGCAUGCUACCUGGAUAUCGAAGUAUCGGCUCCGUGGGGUCUUCUGUUUGAAGAGCCCACGACAACCACACCUCGUGGAUCCCCAGCUGCUGGAACAGAUCAACACUGUCAACUACCUGUAGAGCAUCCAAAGGAACUCUAUAGGCCCGGCAAGCAUAGAUUGCCGCAAGCCAUUGGGAUCCCUGGCCUGUGGCUCACGACUGCGACUGCGACUGCGACUGCAGCUUAUUGUCUUCCUUUCUUCCGUGGAGUGGAAAACUGCAGCAAUAAGACCAAAGAGAAUAUAAGCAGAGCUCAGGCACCAUACGUGGGUGGCGAACCAGGAGGGUGGCCUGGCCCAUUGCCCCCUAACUACACGUUGCGAAGGCCAGUCUUCGCAAGGAACAAAGGGCACACCACGACAAGCCGUGAAGAAAUUAUGCAGAGUAGAAUACUGACGCAGAUAGUUCGGGUACACCAGAAGCCAAAUUUACAGGUUGCGAGUGCUGUAAAAUCAGAGAGAAAAGCAGUACAAAGAAACAGCAACAAGGCACGAAAGAACAAAGCUGACAUUCAGAGAAGAUUGAGGGUUAGGACCCGGGCUUUAGACCGGAGCCUCGUAUCACUUUGCUGCAGAACCGAGGUCGUGGUCCCCGAACGGACUUCCUCCAAGGACAAACAAAAGCUCUUGAACCGGGCUAUUAAUAACAGACAGCCACAUGGUUUCCAUCUUCGGGUGCUUCUGUUGCACCCGUUUUCCAGAUCAAAACUCCUUGGUAUAUCAUCCAUCUCGAGUUCAAGUAGAUGUCUUUGCUUUUCGAGUCUACCACUGCCAAAUGAGGCCGCAUUCUUUCGGGACAAUUUUGAUUGUCGUCGUCCAUUGACUGGCACGCCGGAAGACCUCACCAGUAUUUAUACUGGAAUUGCGGGUGGACCUUUUUUCGCUGCCUGUCGUCUGAUGACAGAAUUUGCAGUGAUUGUGGCCGAAUGGCCGAUUUAUUCAAAUUUUCAAACGGCAGCAUCUGAGACGGUCUAUGGCCUUUCGUACUUUCGAAGCCCCCAUGAUUUUGCGAAUAGCUUUUCUCGAUCCAAUUCAAGCCCCAGGUGGAUUACGUUUUGCGAUUCGCCUCUUCUCAUCAAGAGAAGAUGGGCUGAACAAGUUAUGUGUUUCGUGUUCCACUCCCUAAGAGAUCUGCUGAACAAGAUGUGCGUUUCAUGUUCCACAAGGAGCAAGUACUCCUACGCUCCCAAAACCCACGCAGUUGGAAAUUAUGUAUCGCGGCGCAAGACAUCCGUGACCCCCAACCUCCAAGCCGGAGGCUUUAUGCAUAAGACUGACGGCAUAACAUCCCAACUCCCGCUCCCACGGCCAAGUUUGCCUGUCAUUGGCCGUUUAUCACCAUGCCCCUGA
This is a messenger RNA of Drepanopeziza brunnea f. sp. 'multigermtubi' MB_m1, 2058 nucleotides long. The record is from RefSeq and is a predicted model, not a curated record. NCBI's taxonomy places the organism in Eukaryota, Fungi, Ascomycota, Leotiomycetes, Helotiales, Drepanopezizaceae.